CUCUGAUCACAGACUCCACCAGACGCACUAUGGGAAGGCAACGAUGAUGAUGAUCUCCUGUUACACAUCUUAGGUCGCGAGAGAAGACACAAGCGCCACGAUGGAUUACAAAUAUGACACCGGACUGGAACUGCUGUUGGCUCACAUGAACGUAGAGGACAUCAUCAACGCAGCAGAGACGCUCUAUCAGCUCGAGGAAGAGGAGGAAGAAGUGGGCUUGUCGUUUGAUGAAGAGGGGCUUUCCCAGGAGGAGAUGGACGAGAACGAGGAGAUCGGGGACAGAGUGAGUCCGGGGAAGGAGCAGAAGGACUACGCCAACGGGGUUGGGGGUGUCCGCUACGGGUCGGUGCAAGACAUCCUGGCCUUCGUGAACCUCCUGUCCAACAUGCAGGCUGCGGCUCUGCAGCACCUGCCCGAGGAGAUGGGAGUCCUCCUGAACAAGAAGGACAUGGCUGUUAAGAAAGGCCGCUAUCAGAUCAACCUGGAUGUUCUCCUGUUUCCAUGGAAGUUGACCUACAAGAAUCCAGGCUCUGGUCUCGUGCCUAAGGGCUCCUUUGGGAAAGUUCACUUGGCUCAGGACAUUACGACCAGGAAGAGGAUGGCCUGUAAACUGAUCCCCAUCGAGAACUUCAAAGCAGCCGAUGUGGAGUUCCAGGCCCGAUUCCGCCACGAGAACAUCGCGGAGCUGUACGGCGCCGUGCUCUGGGACCAGAGCGUCCACCUGUUCAUGGAGGCUGGGGAAGGUGGCUCAGUCCUGGAGAAGCUGGACAGCUGCGGGCCCAUGAGGGAGUUUGAGAUCAUUUGGGUGACCAAGCAGGUCCUGCGCGGGCUGGAGUACCUGCACUCGCACAAAGUCAUCCACCACGACAUCAAACCCAGCAACAUCGUCCUGAUGUCGGACAAGGCCGUGCUGGUGGACUUUGGUCUGACGGUGCAGAUGACAGAGGACAUGUACACCCCCAGAGACCUCAGAGGAACAGAGAUGUAUAUGAGUCCAGAACUGGUUCUGUGUCGAGGACAUAACACCAAGACGGACAUCUACAGUCUGGGCACCACCAUCAUCCAUAUGCAGACUGCUAGUCCUCCCUGGGUCAGGCGCUACCCGCGCACCGCCUACCCGUCCUACCUUUACAUUAUCCACAAGCAGGCCCCGCCUCUGGAGGACAUACCUGAGGACUGCAGCGCGGCCAUGCGCUCCUUCCUGGGGCGAGCCCUGGAGAGGAACCCCGCCCUGCGGAGCUCUGCAUCCGAGCUGCUGAAGGACGACGCCCUGAACCCCCCCAGGGAGGACCAGCCGCGCUGCUGGAGCCUCGACUCGGCCCUGGAGGAGGCCACCCACGCGUUGCUGCGGCAGCCCAGCCACCAACACGACACAACGCAGGAAUCAUCUCUGUACUCCGAAGACUCUGGCCACUUAAGGAGGAAGGGCUCGCUGUACAUUGACUUGGGGGCCUUGUCAGGGUACAGCAAACUGGUGACAGGACCCCCUACCUCUGAGUACGGCUAACGUUUCACCCCCAAGAGACUGCUGUGACCAGAAGCCGAGCUGUGGUUACAGCUGGCUGCCCAUCUGCUUUGAUCCUUUGAGUCGUAACUCACAGUGAGCUGCAGGCAGCGUGACUCAUGAGGAAAACGGAAGAGACAUGGUACCCGGGUUCAGCAGACUCUUUACAUUAGGUGGAAGCAGAUGUUGUGACAAGUUUUUUUUGGUUUUGUUUUACACUCGCAGCCUUUAAGCCUCAAGUUUAAGCCUUAAAGAGACGUGAGUGAACAGAAGCACAUCUGCUUUGAGUCUCGCAUCUAUUAAUGGGUGGAAUUGUCUUCCCACAGACUAACAUCAUGGUACUGUGGGGAGUUCAGUUGACCGAUGAUGCAGCAAUGACUGUUUUUUUAGCAAGAGUUUCCUAUAUCCUUUCCAGCUAAAGUGGGUACAUGUAUGUUUUAUUUACAUAUUCUCAUUAAUCCAAGACACCUUUUCACAUCUUUAUGUUUUGCGAAAGAGGAAAUUCGUAAAAAAAACCCCCAAAAAAACAUAGACAAAGUCAUUCAAACAUAGCGAUGGAUUCCUGCAGGUUGAAAUAAAGUGUGUCAUUAAAGAUAUAGAUCUGCAGGAGAAAUAAAGAACCACCACUCUGUGGUGGUUCUUUAUUUCUAUAUACUCAUCAGAAACAAUUCUGACUUCCUGAAUUAAUUAUUUUUUAGCUCAUGUUGGAAUCCUUUUCUCUGGGGACUAUUUUAUUCUCUAUCAAAAACACUUUCCUUUAUGACAGGCUGCAUAGAAUAGGGUUAUUUGUUGUAAAUAGCUCUUUAACGAGGAUCCCAACUAAAAGAAAAGCUGCGAAGCUGUGACGCACAAAAAAACUGGGUUUCAUUGUGGUUGUUUGCAAAAUAGACCAGUUUUGAUAAAGCCAAAAAAAAAAAAAAAAAACAUUAAAAAAUGUACAUCCCAAUUUUUUUAAAUUUUUUUUUAUCGGAAACAAGUUUUUUUCCCCUAAAUUGACGUUAUAAGUUUCUUUUCAAAACGUCAAGUCUCGCCUAAUCAUGAAUGGGAACGCAGCUCCUGAGGCUUUUCUCAGGCAAACACUGCAGCACAGCGACUGCUGAAGAGGCGUUGAGAAAGGCCAGGCAAUAUUUAUUGUUUACUUUCCUUUAUUUUCUUUGCGGUCGGAACCGGAGCGCAGCUUCUCACGGCUCGACAGACUCGCAUCAUCCAGACACGACCGGCUGUGAUGACGUAAAGUUGGCUUUUGCGAGUUCAAGCUCUGAGCUUACAGCGUUUUAAGCUCUCUGCCGAUCGUUUUUGGCGUGAAGCUGGCCUGGAAGGGGUGCCGGUUUAUCUCUUGGAGUGUAAGCUAUAUGUUUACGUAUGUGUGAAUUACACAGGCAUGUACUGAAUCAUUCUGUAGUUCAAUUAUGGACUUUCCUCUUGUUGAUUCCUGUGGAAUAUUUAUACCAUCCCCUCUUCCCUUCCACUCGUCGUAUGAAAAAAAAGCUGAAGAAUGCAUAUGUGAUUUGUGUUGUGCACAUCUUGUUAGAUAAUGUCUGCUAUAUCCACUUUUUUGGUAUUAAUCAUAAAAAUUACCCGGUGUUUGCAAUAUGUUUAUUUUGUAUGUAAUAAAUACAAUAAAAGAAGCAAAAAAAAAAA
This is a messenger RNA of Poeciliopsis prolifica (blackstripe livebearer), 3145 nucleotides long. It is a transcript of the gene map3k8, whose product is annotated as mitogen-activated protein kinase kinase kinase 8. Gene Ontology annotation, biological process: protein phosphorylation. The transcript is spliced from 8 exons. Lineage: Eukaryota; Metazoa; Chordata; Actinopteri; Cyprinodontiformes; Poeciliidae. The record is from RefSeq and is a predicted model, not a curated record. Bases 101 to 1507 code for a protein of 468 amino acids. Gene Ontology annotation, molecular function: ATP binding; protein kinase activity.